This is a messenger RNA of Neltuma alba, 2249 nucleotides long. Its product is annotated as putative clathrin assembly protein At5g35200. Gene Ontology annotation, biological process: vesicle budding from membrane; clathrin-dependent endocytosis; clathrin coat assembly. Gene Ontology annotation, cellular component: clathrin-coated pit; clathrin-coated vesicle. Gene Ontology annotation, molecular function: phosphatidylinositol-4,5-bisphosphate binding; SNARE binding; 1-phosphatidylinositol binding. The transcript has 16 exons. The coding region runs from base 165 to 1817 and encodes 550 amino acids. NCBI's taxonomy places the organism in Eukaryota, Viridiplantae, Streptophyta, Magnoliopsida, Fabales, Fabaceae. The record is from RefSeq and is a predicted model, not a curated record.
ACCAAGCUCAAAUUGGUUCUCCACUGUUUUGUUGUUCUGGUCAUAGAGCCAGCAUCUCCCUCUUUUUCCCCUCCUCUCUCCUCAUUCUCUGUUCUUCGUUCUCUUCAUCUCUCUCUCUUCUCGAUUCAGCUACAGCAGGAUUUCCUGAUUGAGAGAGGGAGAGAAUGUCAGGAGGCACGCAGAAUAGUUUAAGAAAAGCUCUCGGAGCCCUGAAGGACACGACAACAGUUUCAUUGGCUAAAGUCAACAGUGAUUACAAGGAAUUGGACAUUGCUAUAGUGAGAGCCACAAAUCAUGUGGAGCGUCCAUCAAAGGAGAAACAUAUAAGAGCUAUUUUUUCUGCGGUCUCUGCCACUAGACCUCGGGCUGAUGUUGCUUAUUGCAUCCAUGCUCUCGCAAGACGUUUGUCAAAGACACAUAACUGGGCGGUUGCUUUAAAAACUUUAAUUGUUAUUCACCGUGCCCUAAGGGAAGUGGAUCCCACAUUCCAUGAGGAACUCAUAAAUUAUGGCAGAAGCAGAAGUCAUAUGCUCAACAUGUCUCAUUUCAAAGAUGAUUCCAGUCCAAAUGCAUGGGAUUAUUCAGCAUGGGUCCGCACUUAUGCAUUAUUUUUGGAGGAAAGACUGGAAUGCUUUCGUGUAUUGAAGUAUGACAUUGAGACAGAUCGUCCAAGGACUAAAGAUUUGGACACUGCAGAGUUGUUGGAGCAGUUGCCAGCAUUACAAGAACUUCUGUUUCGUGUUCUUUGUUGUCAGCCAGAGGGAGCAGCUGUGAAUAACUUUGUCAUUCAGCUAGCACUUUCAAUGGUCGCUUCAGAAAGCACUAAAAUUUAUCAAGCUAUUAGUGAUGGCACUAUCAAUCUGGUUGAUAAGUUUUUUGAGAUGCAACGGUCUGAUGCUUUGAGAGCUCUUGAUAUAUACAGGAGGGCUGGGAAGCAGGCUGAGAGACUGUCUGAGUUUUAUGAAAUAUGUCGAAAUCUUGAUAUUGGGCGAGGAGAGAAAUUUGUUAAAAUCGAGCAGCCCCCUGCAUCAUUUCUGCAAGCCAUGGAAGAGUAUGUCAAAGAUGCUCCCCGGGAUUCAAUAGUCCGCAAGGAUCAGGGCAUUGACAACAAAAUUGCCCCUCCAAAAGAAGUUUUGGCUAUAGAAUACAACAAGACAUCAGAGGCGCAGGAGGCACCUGCAGCACCUGUGCAGGAGUCACCUCCACCUCCCCCUCCUGAACCUGUAAAAGUGGAAGCACCUGCAGCACAACCACCGCCUGAUUUGUUGAAUUUGGAUGAUCCUGUUCCUGCUGCAUCAGAGUUGGAAGAGAAGAAUGCCUUGGCAUUAGCCAUUGUUCCUGUUGCUGAUCAGCCAACUUCUGUUUCAAAACAAGAAAAUGGAACUACAGGCUGGGAAUUGGCACUUGUUACAGCUCCAAGUUCUAAUGAGAGUGCUUCUGCAGCUAGCAAACUGGCGGGAGGGUUAGACAAGCUUACACUAGACAGCCUAUAUGAUGAUGCAGUCAGAAGGAACAACCAGAAUGUGAGCUAUAAUCCAUGGGAGCCUGCGCCUAUGGGAACAAUGAUGCAGCCGACAGUGCACGAUCCAUUUUUCGCUUCUAAUGCGGUUGCUGCUCCUCCUUCUGUCCAGAUGGCUGCCAUGACCAACCAGCAGCAGGCUUUCAUGUUUCAGCAGCAGCAGCAGCAGCAAAUGAUGAUGAUGGCCCCUCAGCAACAAUCUUCUAACCCUUUUGGAAAUCCUUAUGGAGCUACUGUCCACCCCUAUGGCUCGGGUGUGCCUGUUCAAGCGUACAAUCCAUACACCGGUCUCAUGUAGACACUUCACCUGGAAAACAAAUUCUUUCUACAUAAAACUCGAUGAAGAGAAACGCGGACGCUCAGUUUUGGAUUCUGAGAUUGGGAGACACCAAGGAUAGACAGACUUGUACUAUAUGUUGUGUAUGUGCAGUAGAUAGCAAGAGUGAAAUUCUUUAUUGAAUAAUUUAGUGAGAGAGAGGUUUUUCAUUAUUUGGCUAUUAAGUUCAAGAAAACUGAUAAUGAGCUUUUAUUCAGACCACUUAGAAUUUUUUUCUUUCUCCUGAUCCAUUACUGUUAAUGCGUUAGCAGAAAAAUUGUUCUGGAUAACUUCUCUCAGUUUUUUCUUUUUGUUGGAUUUUUUCAUGUAUGAUAGAAAUUGUUUGUAUCAUGUGAUUAUUGAUACUUCAUUUAUCAAACAAAAAUUUGUGAACUGUCAGUUUAAAUGUUGUAA